Messenger RNA from Anarrhichthys ocellatus (wolf-eel), 7333 nucleotides. RefSeq names its product BLOC-1 related complex subunit 5 (gene borcs5). The transcript has 4 exons. The record is from RefSeq and is a predicted model, not a curated record. NCBI's taxonomy places the organism in Eukaryota, Metazoa, Chordata, Actinopteri, Perciformes, Anarhichadidae. Gene Ontology annotation, biological process: lysosome localization; organelle transport along microtubule; positive regulation of anterograde synaptic vesicle transport. Gene Ontology annotation, cellular component: synaptic vesicle membrane; cytoplasmic side of lysosomal membrane; BORC complex. Bases 420 to 1013 code for a protein of 197 amino acids.
ACCACGUGAUCAAUAUUUACGGAAGUAGUGCCUCGUAUUCAACUGUCAUUUGUGUCGCGUCGUGUCACGUAAACAUUGGUAAACAGAUACAUCGGUAUCACUCACCGACAAGAGAGAAGCCCGCUUCUCUCUCACUUAGCUUCACAUGAAGGACUGCUAACAUGUUAGCUAGUACAUGUUAGCAUGAGCAGCUGACGUUAGCUAACAUAGCUAGCUAGCUUGAAACCUCAGAGCUAACAACAACAACCCUGUCAUUCAGUUGCCCCUCCUGUGGGAUAUGGUCGUCUCGUGAGUCCGGAGGUCCUGUGAAGUCUUUACAGAUACGUUUAAUUAAAUAAACGUUAUCGCGUUUCUGGAAACGCUGACUACUGAACACAGCAUUAAACUAACCGCUAGCUUGCUAGCCAAACGCUAGCAUCAUGGGAGCCGAACAGAGUGGAGACGCGGAGCACAAGCACUCCGAUUACAGCUCCUCGGUGGUUCCCUCCCCAGCAAAGCAAAAAGCCAAGAUGGAUGAUAUCGUCGUGGUGGCUCAGGGGACCCAGUCAAUGCGAAAUAUCCACAACGACCCAGAUGUCAUCAAACUCCAGGAGAUACCCACCUUUCAGCCACUUUUAAAAGGAGUGCUGAGUGGCCAGACGUCGCCCAGCAGUGUGUGUCUGGAAAGGCUGGAGGCUGCUCAAGUUCUGCAGCUCUGCAUCCGCUAUCAGGACCACCUGCACCAGUGUGCCGAGGCCGUGGCCUUUGACCAGAACGCCCUGGUCAAGAGGAUCAAAGAGAUGGACUUGUCGGUGGAAACCUUGUUCAGCAUAAUGCAGGAGCGCCAGAAGCGCUACGCCAAGUACGCCGAGCAGAUCCAGAAGGUCAACGAGAUGUCCAUGAUUCUGAGACGCAUCCAGAUGGGCAUCGACCAGACGGUGCCGCUGAUGGAGCGCCUCAACAACAUGCUGCCCGAGAGCGAGCGCCUGGAACCCUUCAGCAUGAGGCCCGACGGGGACUCUGCCAACAAGUAGCCUCCUUAAAGCCGACACAGCUGCAUCCGGUCCUCCGGCCAGGAGGAAGUGCAGGUGUGUCCAGCUGUAGGGAAUACCUUGUGACGUUCUUUGGUUGCAUACUAGAGGUACAGCUACGGUGUCAAUGUGUCCGGCUGCUCUCGUCAUUUCUUUUGCUUAGUUUUGCUGAAAACACACACGCACGCACGCACGCACGCACGCACACAACCCUCUGCUACUGGCCGCUGAGCAGUUGCCAACUUAUGAAGUGCUGCAAAUCAAAUGUGCCCCUCACUGCAGAGGGCGUGGAGAUUAUUACCUCUCCUCCUCCCUGCAGGGACUCAAACUGGCGAUCUUCCAGGCACACACACUUUCCUCACACACUUUUGAUUGAGUCAGAAUGAACUCCAUAUGCUCGAAAACGUGUUCUGCAGAAGCCUUCCAGGUUUUUGAGACUCAAAUGGGUGUGUGAGCGGUGUAAAAGCAAUUUUUUUUCCUGCUGCUUUGGGGAGAGAUUAUGUGGAACAUCAGAGCCGCUCCCCUGUGUAAGUGCAGUGGAUAGAUUUUGGAUCUUCACAUUACAAAUAUUAGUGUUUUUGUGAUCCUGAUGCUCAUCUCGCUCCCUCGCCGUAUGUUUGGAGAUCCCUUCCAUGAACUGCCUGCAUGCAGAUCGACUUCUUUUACUUUUUCUGAACAAUAUCGUUGCAUCAUUUUUGGAAUAUUAUGACGAAGAGACUUUCGGGGAGAACCGAGACGGAUUAUUGCCGUUGGAUUACACGAGGAGCCUGGAUGUACAGAAGGACAGUUUCAAUAUUCUUAUGAACUUAUGUUUUGUGCUGAGAGAACUUGACUGUUAAUUUAUUGGGAUACUUUUGCUAUUUGCAUGUAAAACGAAGAUGGAUACCGAUGUGGAGAGAAACCGUUCUACAGCAACAAGUUCCGCAGCGUAAACUGUGUGUUCGUUAGCUUUGUCAUCACACAUGCCAAAGAUUCACAAUAAUAAAUGGUCCAGUCGGUCUUCAUCUGCUGAACAUUUGUUUCUGUAUCGUGAGUUAAAGGGUCAGUUCAUCCAAAUAGAGCCCGAGAGGUUUCCGUCUGUCCAUGCAGAUAGUUUUGGUUUUAUUCAUCCAUGAUUCUGACUGAAAUCUUAUCACACCAGAAAUAAUUACAUGAAUCAACCGAAACAUCUUUGGAGAAAUAAAUCACCGUGACAAAACACACUAUCCAGACAAAUAACAUGUAACGUUAUUCUACCGAGUUCUGACUUUAAGAAACAAAACAUCCGUGUUUGUACACGUACACUUGUGCAUAAGAGGAGUCAUCAACAUUUGUAAUGUAGACUUUUUCUUUGGUAGAAGAGUAACUCGGACAUUGUUUCUUAAAGAUGUGCUGGGAGCACCACAAACUUAAUUUAAUUCUCCGUUGUUGUAUUUGGCGACAGCAGAAAUCUGUAAACCAGAUAAACUUAAACUAUUUGCGUGAUUAAACCCCUCUGACUACAUGAGAACAGGCCUUUGCUUUACUAAUUUGGGUGAACACGCACUUAAACUACCCAAUCAUUGGUCAGUUAGCAGUGUGUCAAUACAAAAUAAAAAAGGAGACAUUUGAUUUAUGAAUGCAGAAGUGUUUUGAGUAUGUUUGUGUAAAACCACCAGGUGGUGUCAGAGACAACCCGACACUCUGUGGCUUCUUGAAACAUAUUUUAAGUUUUACGUUUGCCAUGCCAUUUUGGGAAUGACUCCUUUAUCAAACUGAGUUUCUCUGUGAAUACCGGUCUGCGUUUCUUGUGAUUUGUGACAGGCAACCACGUGUACGUCUCCUCUGAAGGAUCACAGGAUGUAUGAAUCAAACAAACCCUAAACACCAAAUCACUGUGAGGCAUGAAGGGGUUCUGACUGCUAAUGACUGGCGGCUCCUCUCUGGAGUCAGCGGAGGACUGAUUAGAAUUGUUGUGAACGCUGAACUCGGUCACACCUACAGAAGGAUCCUCCUCCUCCUCCGGCUCGCUCUGAGGAACAGAAUGAGCUCAGUUCGUUGUUGUAAGGGACGUAACACAGAAACAAGUUUUCUUCUGAAUCUGAAGCAGAAACUCCUUUGAUAUGUUAUCGUCUUUCAUGUGUAAAUUAAAACAGGGAGAAAAAGCGUCUUAAGCGGCCUUAGGGGUAUUGUUUGAACAUCGGAACAGAAAUGGAAAUCAUGGUUGCGUUGUGCGGCGAGGAGGUGUAGAGAAGUUCCUCUUUGUAAUGAAGAAACGCUCCCGAUGCUCCGAGCUGGAUAUUAACGCCAGCAGAUGAUACAAUGCGAUCUGCCGCCAGGAAAUUCAUUCUCUGAAAUGAAAGAGAAAUCCAAUUUCCCCCUGUAUACUUCUCAUUUGAAUAUAUAUCAAAAGCUGGUUUGCUUUCCUUCCUGUUUUUUGCCCACUCAAAAUUGGAAACAUGAAAGUAACCCUGAGCCGCUUAUCCUCGUCAUCUUUUAGGGUGAAACUCAAACCUACGCUGGUUGUUUUGCUGCGAUAAGAGUCACAUUCUGAGUUUCCAGACAACACAUCACUGAGAUGUGAAAAGCAAUGUAAUUACUUCUUAGUCGCAUGAUUCAGAGGUUUGAAUUGUACUUCUCACCCCGUCUGAGGUCGUUUAUUUAUGAGAGACAAUAAGGGACAUCAAACAUGUCGUAGCUCCAGCUUCUCUUUUGUGGUGAUUUAUUUUAUCUUAUGUGAUUUUAAUUUUAAUCAACAGCAAUAUAAUAAUCGAUUUAUCAAUUCUUUAAUAUUGAAGCUAAAACAGUCCAUCUUCUCCAAAGUGAGGAUUGGCCCUUUUUUAUACGAUAGUAAACUGAAUAGAGUUUUUUUUUAAAGAAAUAGUUUGACAUUUUGGGGGAAUUUGUUUUCCUUCUGAGACUUCAGCGAGACGGCUGUUGCCUCUUUCAUGUUUGUACGCUAAAUGCAGAGCUACAGCCGGUUUAGCUUAGCUUAGCAUAGAGAAUAUAAUAGAACCAAACCAAACCGACAGACGGGCGGGACUCAGAGAAUAAGUCUCAAUUAUAAAUCUGUCUGCUACUUCAGCACCACGGACAGCGCCAUGGAUUCAUCAAGACAGUUGGGCUGGUGAUGUUUCAGAGCUGUGGGCGGGGCUGUAGAGUCUAGCUCUGUCAUUUACAAACCUCAGUCACAUUAAGGAUCAAUGAGACUCCUCCCCUCUCAAAUGGCCUGCUGGUUAUAUCGAGUUUGUUUAAUCUGUAAAAGAAUACUAGAGGUGUGUGUGUGCAGGAAGCAGCAGAGACUCCAAGAAGUUCCUCAAACAGAAGCCAUCAGACUGGUUCAGGUCCCGGAUUGAUGUCUUCUAAGUGGGUUGACUUUGAAGCCCAAAUAAAUAGUCUGCUUCUUUAAAAAAAAAGUACUUUUAAAUGUGUUUUAAAUUCACUUAACUAACAAAGAAUGUUUAAAUCAUACAGAACAUAACUGUUUUCCAGCACAGAAAUAGAUUAAAUGUCGUAUAUAUAGAUAUUUUAAAAUGCCAUCCCUCUUCCUUCUAAGCGUCUGUCCCAGGACGGCUGUGAAUACAGUAGCAGUGAGCGUCCCUUAGAUGAUUGCCUGUAUCGACUUUCAUCCUGUAAAAUUACCCAGCACUGCUUUUUUAAUUGACACCCAGUCACCUCCAGUGAUGAAUACCUGGUGGACCCCCCCCCCCCCCCAACACCACCACACACUUGAGCCGCAGCCAAACAUCAUCCCUCUCACUGGAGACAUGAAUUCUACCUCACAGCAGAUCUAUCAGGGGACGUCUAACAACGCACUUUGUUGCUUCAGUGCACCGUCGUGCCUACAAGGACACGGGGCUAGUAGUGUUCAUUGGGGGGGGCGGGCAUCAGUAUAUCAGCUGCCUGCUGGAACAUCUGUAACAAACAAAUUCAGCCGGAUGCUGUCACGUGUGUACAGUGUGAUGAGGGAUACUUAAGAUGUAGGAUUUCACCAGGAGGACCAGCUGUCUGUAACCUUGGCUGAAAUGUCUCUUAUUGUUGAGUUUGGUUUUUCUUUAAAGAAUCCAGUCAGGCAGCAAACAUCUUAAUAAAGGGCAGACAGGUCUGUUAGCUAGUCUCAGUAUUAAAUGCUUUUAAAGGGACAAGUAUACUUUAAAGUAUACAGCUUGUCACGGUUGGAUCAGCUUCAGAAAGCUUCUCCCUUCACACCUUUCCGUUAUCAGAUUUGGGAUGCUGUGUCUGACCAUUUUCUGUAACUUUCCUAAACUGACACUUCACACUGAAUGCCCAGAUGUGUGGAGAUGAGUGUUUGAACUUCUCAUUUUAGCCGUCUUUUUUUCAUCCUCCUUCAAUCUCAUCUAUUUCAUGUGAACAACCGUGUGCAACACUAUGAAUGUCCUCCAGGAGAGACCGAGAUGCCGUUAUCUCCAUAUUUGGAUUCCCUCUGUCUGUCUGUGACGGACAUUUUUCCACCCCGCCUUCGAGUGUGGCCUUCGGAUCAGAUAUAAACAUUUGAUUUCCAACAUGUUUGAACAACACGCUGUUUGCUUGUAUCUAAAGCUAUACUCUCCGUACCUCCAAUGUGUCCUCGUGACCACAGUCUGCAUGUGUGGAACGCAUCCUCUACGUGUCCGUGGUGUCCGCAGCGCACCGUGAACACGUCCUUUUGGGAUUGUAACGGACGCUUAAAUCCUCAGGAGAGACGGAUAGGAACAAGUCAGCAUGCCGUGACCUAAACGCUGGUUAAAAGAACACACAAUUGUUGUUUAUUUGCCAAAUAAAGAAGGUUGUAAGAGGAUCUUUGAACUUCUCUGUACUCGGUAACAGGAAAAGACAGGGAAGCUGCUCUUGAGACAUAAAUAUACUCAGUUACUCAAUGUAAACAAUCAUUGAAGCGCAUCUAAACUGUAAGAGACCAGCCUCACCUUUCAGAUGGACUAGUUGAGCUGUUUACCACUCAGGUGUACUGAGGUACGGGUGAGUGGUGCUCUCUCCUCAUCAAUUAGAGCCGAGCUGUGUGGGCAGCAGAGAGUACAUCUGAAAUACCGGAUGUCACAACAAAGAAGCUUUUUGCCAGAACACAAAAAAACAAACAGGAGGUAGUCGUGUUGUUCCAGGGAAGAGUUGUUUGCUGGUAUUUUUACUGGUUGCAACCCUAAACUUGGCUCUUUUAGCACAUUAAACUCUCAGUUAACUGAAGCGCUGCAGGCGGUCUGGAGUGUCAAAAGCUAUUGAAAACAUGUGCGCCCUUGAGCAUGGCACUUUGCCCCCCCAACCACCCAGCACAGUGGCCAGCAGCACAUAAUCAUUGCAGAUGCAGCUAUUGCAAUAUGAAUAAUGUGCAACACAUCCUCCCCCACAGUUAACCUCCGGAGCCGUCUGUGUAAAUACGAAGAUGUUCUGGAUAAAUAAAGGUUUAAUAGCAGUAAAUAUAAAGAAGAAGAAGAAAUAAAGCCGUGCGUGCGUUGCCAUACAUUGUUGAAUGUCUCUUUAUGUCUCAGUGGUCACAGAGUCAAACCAAGGGUACUUGAACUUUGGAUGCACUUUGCUUUUUGAGUGUCGGAUAAAGUCUUCCUCUUGUGAGAAGCAGUCUGUGUGUUUAGAGAUGAUGGAGACUCGCUAACAGUCUCCAAGAAGCCGCUCUUCAAACCAUCGCAGCGGCCGAGCGCUGUGUUAUUUCUCCACCAUCUGUCCUUCUGUUUCAUUGAGCCAGAGGAUGAACCCCUUGAGAGGCACCGUCCUGUUUUCAAAGGGGAUUCUCAGGCAGUGGAACAUUUAAGCACAUAAAUAAUAAUAACGCGAGUAAUUUAAACAAUUCAACAGCACAAAAUAAUCGCUGACACACACACGUGGUCUUUAAAAUAGUUCUUUAUUGAUUUUCUGACAAGCGAGUCAUCGGCUGACUGUAACAAUGAGCUCAGGUGUUUUAUUAUGUUCUUCACAGCAGUCGAUGUCAUCGCUGAAAUAGAUCUGAUAUUUAUAUCUGACAUCAAUAUUUUAGGAUUCUGUAAAACCUGUUUUUUUUCACAGCUAAUGGCAACAUUUAAAAGAUAUUUUCUUUCUUCAGUAUCUGCGCAUGUUAACUACCUUCUGGUUAACGUUCAGGAAUCAUUGUGAUCACAGCUAUGAGAUGGUUAGGGUUAGUCAGAGACCGUGGGUCCGGUUGAUGAUGGUGAACAUGGCUCUCACUUCAGGACAGUCUGGUGUUGAAGGCUUUCAUGGUUGUAGACACUAAAGUAAAGUAAAGAGACCUCUUUCACUGAUUAACAUGUAAAAACAAAGGUGAGCAGGUUGCAGGCUCCUGGUAUUGUGUCAUUGCUCUCUGGGACACUUGUUGGAACGGAGAUAAAGUUAAUUCGGUUUUA